Polypterus senegalus (gray bichir) is the source of this 2589-nucleotide messenger RNA. It is a transcript of the gene pan3, whose product is annotated as poly(A) specific ribonuclease subunit PAN3. Gene Ontology annotation, molecular function: metal ion binding; poly(A) binding. Gene Ontology annotation, cellular component: PAN complex; P-body. Gene Ontology annotation, biological process: nuclear-transcribed mRNA poly(A) tail shortening; mRNA processing. The coding region runs from base 27 to 2495 and encodes 822 amino acids. The transcript is spliced from 18 exons. The record is from RefSeq and is a predicted model, not a curated record. Lineage: Eukaryota; Metazoa; Chordata; Cladistia; Polypteriformes; Polypteridae.
GCAGCGGCGGCGAAGGCAGUGGUGCCAUGAAUAGCGGACACCCAGCCUCAGCAGUGCAGCUGUCGGGAGUCGGGAUUCCCGGUGUCAAGGUGAAGUAUUGCCGAUACUACGCCAAGGAUAAGACUUGCUUCUAUGGAGACGAGUGCCAGUUCUUGCACGAGGACCCGUCCAUGGCAGGCCUGGUUCUCCACAGCGGCGGCAGUCCCGUACCGCUCUCACUGUCCACGGGUGCUCCUGUUUCAGGAUACACCCUUGGUGGAGCGGGGCCAAGCCCCGGAGCAGCAGGGGCUGGAGGAGGAGGCGGUAGCGGAGGACACGGUGCAGGUGGAAGUGUCGGUGCAGGAAGCAGUAUUGGUGUCGUGGGGCCGAAAAAGAACGAAAACAUGGGGUCGGCAGGACCAGGGUUGGAGGCGUCGCUACUCACUAUUCCAGGAUUGGAUGGAAGCUCUUUAGCAGAAGUUAAUCCUACAAACUCAUACUUCAGUAGUACUUUUAUUGGGCUGAAUGGAAGUCCUGCUGAACAUAAAUAUUCCAUGAUUCAGAGAAUGACUAGCAGUAGCAGCUCUCCCAGCCUACUAAAUGACAGUGCCAAGACAUAUAACACACAUGAUCUUGUAAAUUCACCUGCUUCUACUUCCUUGUUUAAUGAAUUUGCUGCUUUGAACAUAUCUCAGAGGAGAAAGGCACCAAACCCAGCAGCAAAUGAAUUUGUCCCUAAGGGGGCCACUACACCAAGGAUGAGUAAUGUGUCUCAGUCCAGUAUGUCUGCCUUUUCAACAGCCUUGUUUUCCCAUCCAUCUAUGGGUAGUACAUCAGCGGCUGGUUUAGCACCUGGAAUGUCUUUAUCAGCUGGGUCUUCUCCAUUGCAUUCGCCCAAAAUUACUCCCCAUACAUCACCUGCCCCACGUAGACGGAGCCAUACUCCCAACCCAGCAAAUUAUAUGGUGCCUACUAAUGCCUCUGCUCCAGGCUCUGAUUCAGCCGGGCAGUCUUCAGCAUCGCAGAUUAUUCAGAAGGAAACAGUGGGAGGAACCACAUAUUUCUACACUGAUUCAACUCCAGCUCCAUUAACAGGAAUGGUUUUUCCGACCUAUCACAUAUAUCCUCCAACACCACCUCAUGUUGCAUAUAUGCAACCAAAAGCAAAUGCACCUUCAUUUUUUAUGGCUGAUGAGCUUCGGCAGGAGUUGAUCAACAGGCAUUUAAUAACAAUGGCCCAGAUUGAUCAAGGUGAAAAUCCAGGGGUUCCUGCAGAAGUGGACAACUAUCAUAGCCUGUUUCCUUUAGAACCACUGCCACCUCCAAAUCGUCUUCAGAAAACAAGCAACUUCAGUUAUGUUACAUCCUGUUACAAAGCUGUGAAUAGUAAAGAUGAUCUGCCAUACUGCCUUCGCCGAAUACACGGAUUUCGUCUUGUUAAUACAAAAUGUAUGGUAUUAGUAGAUAUGUGGAAGAAAAUCCAGCAUUCCAACUUUGUUACAUUAAGGGAAGUGUUUACAACAAAAGCAUUUGGAGAACACUCUCUUGUAUUUGCUUAUGAUUUUCAUGCUGGUGCAGAGACCAUGUUUAACAAGCAUUUCAAUGAUCCCAGUGCAGAUUCAUAUUUCACAAAAAGGAAAUGGGCAGGUCAGCAUGAUGGGCCACCUCCACGGCAGCAUGCAGGCCUGUUACCAGAAUCACUUAUCUGGGCAUAUAUUGUCCAACUUAGCUCAGCUCUUCGAACUAUUCAUACUGCUGGGCUGGCCUGCCGUGUCAUGGACCCAACAAAGAUUCUUAUUACAGGAAAAACCAGAUUACGUGUGAAUUGUGUGGGAAUAUGUGAUGUCUUAACAUUUGACAACAGUCAGACAAAUCCAUUGGCAAUGAUGGCUCAGUACCAGCAAGCAGAUCUCAUAUCUUUAGGGAAGAUUGUGUUGGCGCUAGCUUGUAAUUCAUUGGCAGGAAUUCAAAGAGAAAAUCUUCAGAAGGCAAUGGAACUGGUGUCAAUAAACUACUCUUCUGACUUAAAAAAUCUUAUCUUGUAUCUCCUAACAGACCAAAACAGACUGAGGAGUGUAAAUGACAUAAUGCCUAUGAUUGGUGCAAGGUUUUACACUCAGUUAGAUGCGUCACAGAUGAGAAAUGAUAUUAUUGAAGAAGACUUGGCAAAGGAAGUACAAAAUGGCAGACUAUUCAGACUGCUCGCAAAAUUGGGAACCAUCAACGAAAGGCCAGAGUUCCAAAAGGAUCCAUCAUGGUCAGAGACUGGUGACAGAUAUUUGCUUAAACUCUUCAGAGAUCAUCUCUUCCAUCAGGUGUCAGAAGCAGGUACCCCCUGGAUUGAUCUCAGUCAUAUUGUGUCCUGCCUAAAUAAGUUAGAUGCUGGUGUGCCAGAAAAAGUAAGUUUGGUUUCCCGAGAUGAGAAGAGCAUUCUUGUUGUUACUUAUGCUGAUUUGAAACGGUGCUUUGAAAAUACGUUUCAAGAACUCCUGGCAGCUGCAAAUGGUCAGUUGUAGUAUUUGCUGGAAUUGUGACAGAAAUCACCUUGGAACUAAAACAAUAGCAAGUUGCACUACAACUGAUGAGUCAUCUCAUUUCACUUAAAAAAAA